Messenger RNA from Drosophila obscura, 685 nucleotides. RefSeq names its product nuclear pore complex protein Nup98-Nup96-like. The coding region runs from base 239 to 685 and encodes 148 amino acids. Gene Ontology annotation, biological process: RNA export from nucleus; post-transcriptional tethering of RNA polymerase II gene DNA at nuclear periphery; protein import into nucleus. The transcript is spliced from 2 exons. The record is from RefSeq and is a predicted model, not a curated record. Gene Ontology annotation, molecular function: structural constituent of nuclear pore. Gene Ontology annotation, cellular component: nuclear pore; nuclear pore cytoplasmic filaments. Lineage: Eukaryota; Metazoa; Arthropoda; Insecta; Diptera; Drosophilidae.
UUGGGACGUCACCACCAAAAGUCCGACAGUCCCACAGAGACGGCGAGCAGUAGCAGCAGCAGCGGUUUCUCUUCCAGGGACAGCAGAGACCAACAUCGGCAGGAUACGGAUAAGUCGCAAACCAGCGCCAUUGCCAAGCGGGAUACCUUCGCAUCGCAGCAGCAGCAGCAGGCGGCCCUCUCGCAGGAGACUGUAGUGAAUCGCUCCAGACUGGCCAUUGAGGCUGCAGCGAGGCGCUAUGGGGCGUCAGACUAUGCGACGCGUGGGCUACUACACGAUACCCUCGCUGGAUGAUCCCAAGUCCUACCUGGCCGAGGAUGGAUCCUGUGUGGUGCCCAAUUUCACCAUUGGACGCGAGGGCUAUGGCACUGUGUUCUUUGCCAUGGAAAUGGACGUGGCUGGACUGAAUCUGGAUGAGAUUGUUUACUUCCGUAACAAGGGGAUCAUCAUUUAUCCUGACGAUGAGAAGAGGCCGCCUAUCAACCAAGGCCUGAAUCGUGAGGCACAAGUCACCCUCGAGCAGGUAUGGCCCGUGGACAAGACCCAGACCCAGCCUGUGCCUGUUGUGAAGGAUGCGCAGCGUCUGAUCGAAAUGAAUUGGGAGGGACAUCUGCGUUGCGCCUGCUAUGCAAACGAUACGCGCUUCGUAGCACUUCUCCAAGUACGGCCUGGACGAGGACGAUAA